This is a messenger RNA of Microsporum canis CBS 113480, 915 nucleotides long. RefSeq names its product pre-mRNA-splicing factor syf2. The record is from RefSeq and is a predicted model, not a curated record. Lineage: Eukaryota; Fungi; Ascomycota; Eurotiomycetes; Onygenales; Arthrodermataceae. Gene Ontology annotation, cellular component: Prp19 complex; catalytic step 2 spliceosome; post-mRNA release spliceosomal complex. The transcript has 3 exons. Bases 1 to 915 code for a protein of 304 amino acids.
AUGCCUACCGAAGCUGCCGAUAUGACGAAGCCUACUAAUAGCACUACACCGUUACCUUUGGAUCAAACCGAAAAGCCGCCGAAAGACGUUGAGCACGAGUCUUCGUCGCAUAAGAAGUCUUCAGAAUCAGAAACGGACAAACAGAUAGAAGACAAGGAAGAAGAUACAGAUCCUGCAUCGAAGAAUCAAGAUAGGCUUCAGAGGUUCAAGGCCCUCCAAGCGAGAGCAAAAACUGCUGUAAAAAGCAACUUGAAAGAGACUGCGGCAGAAGCACACCGUCUAUCUGUCGACCCUAAUGCUUUAUCCUCCAUCUCACGAAAACACGCGUUUGCGUCUCACAGCUUGCUUAAAGCAGAUACAGAAGCCGCCGGUGAGGAUUUCGAGCGGAAACGAGCAUGGGACUGGACGGUUGAAGAAUCAGAAAAGUGGGAUAGGCGAAUGGAUAAGAAACAAAAACACCGAGAAAAUGUCGCGUUCCAGGAUUACCGUCAAGACGCGCACAAGAACUACAAAAGGCAGCUGCGGCGAAUGCAGCCAGACUUGGAAGCCUAUGAGAAUGAGAAGGCAGCAGCAGUCCAGCGCGCAGCAGCAAAUGGUGGACUUGAAAUCGUUGAGGAUGAGAAUGGUGAUAUUGUUGCUAUCGAUAAAAAUGGGACCUUUUACUCUACUGCUGAUUCCACCGAUUUCGUGGAGAAUCGACCAGAAAGAGCAGCUAUUGACAGGCUAGUAGCGGAUAUGCAGAAGGCUGAGGAGACCCGUCUAAGGAAGCGGAGAGAGCGUGGUCAGGGUGAUGAUGAAGCCGACGUCACCUACAUCAACGACAAAAACAAGCGCUUCAACCAGAAAUUGGCAAGAUUUUACAACAAGUACACUGCCGAGAUUCGUGACAGUUUUGAGAGAGGGACAAUGAUAUAA